Molecule: messenger RNA, 390 nt
Organism: Lobosporangium transversale
Lineage: Eukaryota; Fungi; Mortierellomycota; Mortierellomycetes; Mortierellales; Mortierellaceae
Exons: 4
Coding region: 1-390 (129 amino acids)
Source: RefSeq, a predicted model, not a curated record
AUGCGAUUAAAGAUUGAAUUGGCCCCCAAUUCGAAUAGGAGCACUGUGUCUAAUACCUCAUUCCAAGGACAAGAAGCUGUUACUGAUGCUCCUAUCGAUGAUGUUCUCGCCAUCAAUCAAAUUGAAAAGAUAUUGAUCGGUGGAUUUGAAGAUAUUCUAAGUAGAAAAGCCCUUGACGCGUCAAACUCUGGGAAGGAUAGAGAGGAUGACAGUGAAGAAAGAGAAGAUGACGAUGGAGAAAAAGGGGACAAUGAUCAAGUAGAUAUCCUGGCUGGCCAUGAAUUUGAUUUCGAGUCUUUGAAGACGCGCGUAUUGAGAAUGGACUUAAUAAUAUUGUUGUUGUUCAAGCCGCAAAGCACUAUAAAGUUGAUCCUGAAUCCAGAGAUCUGA